GUGAGGAAUACAAAAACAUGUCCUCUUGUAUUUCCAUUUGGGAGCAACUUACUGUAUUAAAUGUUGAUCGAAAUGCACUAAUUCUCUCUUUGGGAGGAGGAAUGAUUACAGAUUUAGGUAGUUUUGCGGCUUCUUGUUUUAAACGAGGAAUUGCACAUAUUAAUAUUCCUACUUCUCUUUUAGGCAUGGUAGAUGCUUCAGUUGGUGGUAAAACAGGUAUUGAUUUCAUGGGGUUUAAAAAUCACAUAGGUGUAUUUGAUACUACUUGUGAGACAUACAUUUGCAGUGAAUUACUGAGUACAUUGCCUUCUCGUGAACUGAAUAGCGUAUGGUCAGAAAUUGUUAAACAUUAUCUUAUUUAUGAUGCUGAUGCAUUCCAAGCAUUUGCAAAGCUUGAUUCCAAAAGAAUUUUGUCCAAUAAUGAAAUGCAACUAUUGAUAGAGCGUGCUGUGUCCAUAAAAACCCAUUUUGUUACGCAAGAUCCUUUCGAUAAAGGAGUUCGAAAGGCGCUAAACUUUGGACAUACGAUUGGACAUGCUAUCGAAAGCCAUUAUCUCUCAACAUCAGCACCAUUAUUGCAUGGUGAAGCGGUUGCCAUUGGAUUAAUUGCAGAAUCGUAUAUUUCAUUCUGUAAGGGGAAAAUUUCAGAAAACGAAUUGACAAUUAUUGUUAGUACAAUUCACAAUCGAAUAUCGCUUUCUCUCAUUUAUUCAGAAGAAUUUGAAUCGAUUUACCUCCGUUCUCUUCAAGAUAAGAAAAACACUACAACUAUCAAUUGUGUUUUACUCCAUGGUAUUGGUCGAUUUGAACUCGAUGUACCCAUCAAUAGAGAGGAGAUUAUGCUAUCUUUAAACCAUUAUAAUACGAGUUGUGAGCAAUACACUAAUUCAUCGCAUUAUAUUGCAACCAUUCAACUUCCUGCUUCUAAGAGUGAAUCGAAUAGGCUGUUAAUCUUACAAGCUUUGAGUGGGGCGAAUUUGAAAAUUGUAAAUUUUUCCACCGCUAACGAUACCCUUUUACUUCAGAAAGCACUGAAUUCUAAAAGUCUGAUUGUAAAUAUUGACGAUGCAGGAACAGCUAUGCGUUUUCUUACUUCUUUUUAUGCCAUGCGCAAUGAGCAUAAAAUCGUGAAGGGCACUGAACGUAUGCAUAAACGCCCUGUUCACGAUUUAGUGGAAGCGCUACAUCAAAUUGGAUUUCGCAUUAACUAUCUUGGCCAACCUGGAUUUCCACCUAUUGAAAUCAUUCCGGUAAACCUUGUUUCCUUAAACAACAAAGUCACUAUUGAUGGUUCAAUUAGUAGCCAAUUUAUUAGUUCGUUGAUUAUGAUUGGAGCUUCUUUGCCAAAUGGUUUGGAGAUUACCAUUACCGGAGAAGUUGCGUCUAAGCCAUACAUUUUGCUUACCGCUGCAUUAAUGCGCAAAGCCGGAAUUGAAUCAUCAAUUAACUUUCCCGUAAUUACCAUCGCUAAACAAGAAUACAAAACUACCGUAUUGAGCGCUGGUGACGAUUGGACCAACGCUAGUUACUGGUAUUCCUUUGUUGCAAUCAGUCAUUCUACUGAACUUAUUUUAGAA
Molecule: messenger RNA, 1577 nt
Organism: Darwinula stevensoni
Lineage: Eukaryota; Metazoa; Arthropoda; Ostracoda; Podocopida; Darwinulidae
Source: the annotation of a GenBank genome assembly